GCCUCACAUCACAACACAUCAUCUACAUCAUCCACAGCCUCAUAGUAUUAUUAGUUAACAACCCAGUACAUAUUAACACCACCACACACUAAUAGUAAACCCUAUACCUUUAUAAAGACAAUAUAAAUAAACCCUCUAUCUUAAAUACACAAUAUAUUCCCUUAUACUCCUUUUAUUAUAAUAAACUAGAUUAAAGUACUCUACCCUAAUCACUACCAACAAUCAAAGACACGGCGAUACCAUAGCGGCAUCUAUCAAGCCCUCCGCACAAGCGUGCUCCCACAGUAUCAUGACCGGCGCGAUGCCAUAUUGCUGUAUGGUAGAGGUGCCAGAAGGGCGUGACUUUGCGACCAUUGAUGAAGCAGAAGCAGAGCGCCUCUUGGCUACGUACCCGCAACCACCCUGGAUUCGCCGUGAAUGGCACGAACAAAUCACUGGCUUCCGUCUCAACCCCGUGGUUUGGUACAAGGACUUGGAUGCUGACAAUGAAGAACCGCAGGACCACCAGACAACCGCUACGGACAGCCGUGCGUCGAGCUCGCCAUCAGAGGCCAUCACUCCAAUCCCAAUCAACAUCAUGAGUGGCUAUGAGUCCAACCAAGGCGCAAUGGCCAUGCGCAAACGCCGCGAGGGAAAGGCCACGGCCCCCAGCACCCCCGUGCGCGGAAAUGACGAUAAGAGCGAUUCUGACGCAUACAUUAUGUCGACUCCUUCUCGCCCUGCCGACAAGCGCCGUGGUGGCGUCCACCACUCGGCGGCCAAGACUCCAAGCUCAAUCGGACAGAACGAGCAGCUGACCUCCAAGGUCCUGAGUCGGCUUAAGGAGACCACUGGCUCCCCGGCGGGCACCAUAGCCUCGCCCUCCAAGGGCAGUGGCCGCAGCCGAAACACGUCCGGCCAAUUUGCACAGGAACACAAGGUAUUAGACAACGACCUGAAGGUCAAAGUGAACGAGAUGAAGGUGGGCACAAUGGAGCUGCAAGCCACCGACUACAACGCGUUGCUCUCUGCCAAUGACUGCCUUGAGCACCUGGCCGAGCAUGCCGGCCAGUCACUUUCCCAGUGGAAGAAUACCAUGUUUGCCCCCGCCGUCGAUUUCCCCCUGAUGGCCAAGGACUGCCAGCCGCACGUGCAGGCACUCCAGACCAAGAUGCGCUCGGUUGUAGAGGGACAUGCCCUCUCCACCAACACCACCCCGGUUGUCAUUGACGACUCCAAGAAGGACGAGAGCAAAUCCAAGUAUCACCAGGCUCUCAUGGAGGUUGACCACGCGGCUGUGGUGGAGGACCUGGCCAAAUAUAAGCUCCUCAACAAGCACCUUGCUGGACGCAUCGUCAAGCUCGAGGGAGAGGAGAAUGUGUGUGACUGGCCCGUUGUCGUCCUGUACGGCACCGCCAACUCGCAGGAGAUCAGCAAGGUGGAAGUCCUUGGUAGAAUUCAUGACCAGAAUACGGACGUGGAGUACCCAUUCAGUCACCUUAGCGACAACUCAUCAAUCUGGUUCCUGCCAGCCAAGUUUGUUAUAGUUAUAUAG
This is a messenger RNA of Diaporthe batatas, 1534 nucleotides long. RefSeq lists its product as uncharacterized. The record is from RefSeq and is a predicted model, not a curated record. Bases 290 to 1534 code for a protein of 414 amino acids. The transcript has a single exon. NCBI's taxonomy places the organism in Eukaryota, Fungi, Ascomycota, Sordariomycetes, Diaporthales, Diaporthaceae.